CAUGCAAAAGCUAGCGGUCUAUGUUUAUAUUUACCUGUUCAUGCUGAUUUCAGUUGAUCCGGUGGCUCUUGAUGACAGUAGUCAGCCCACAGAGAACGCCGAAAAAGAUGGACUGUGCAAUGCUUGUACGUGGAGACAGAAUACAAAAUCUUCCAGAAUAGAAGCCAUAAAAAUUCAAAUCCUCAGCAAACUGCGUCUGGAACAAGCUCCGAACAUUAGCAGGGAUGUUAUUAAACAACUUUUACCCAAAGCUCCUCCACUACAGGAACUGAUUGAUCAAUAUGACGUCCAGAGGGACGACAGUAGCGAUGGCUCUUUGGAAGACGAUGACUAUCAUGCCACCACCGAAACGAUUAUCACAAUGCCUACGGAGUCUGAUUUUCUUGUACAAAUGGAGGGAAAACCAAAAUGUUGCUUCUUUAAGUUUAGCUCUAAAAUACAAUAUAACAAAGUAGUAAAGGCACAAUUGUGGAUAUACUUGAGGCAAGUCCAAAAACCUACAACAGUGUUUGUGCAGAUCCUGAGACUUAUUAAACCCAUGAAAGACGGUACAAGAUAUACUGGAAUUCGAUCUUUGAAACUUGACAUGAACCCAGGCACUGGUAUUUGGCAGAGUAUUGAUGUGAAGACAGUGUUGCAAAAUUGGCUCAAACAGCCUGAAUCCAAUUUAGGCAUCGAAAUAAAAGCUUUUGAUGAGAAUGGACGAGAUCUUGCUGUAACUUUCCCAGGACCAGGUGAAGAUGGAUUGAACCCAUUUUUAGAGGUCAGAGUUACAGACACACCAAAACGGUCCCGCAGAGAUUUUGGCCUUGACUGCGACGAGCACUCGACAGAAUCCCGAUGUUGUCGCUACCCGCUGACAGUGGAUUUUGAAGCUUUCGGGUGGGACUGGAUUAUUGCACCUAAAAGAUACAAAGCAAAUUACUGCUCUGGAGAAUGUGAAUUUGUAUUUUUACAAAAAUAUCCGCACACUCACCUCGUACACCAAGCAAACCCCAGAGGUUCGGCAGGCCCUUGCUGCACGCCCACCAAGAUGUCCCCCAUAAACAUGCUGUACUUCAAUGGGAAAGAACAAAUAAUAUACGGCAAGAUACCAGCCAUGGUUGUAGAUCGCUGCGGGUGCUCAUGAGAUCGUUGUGAGAUCCACUGCUCCAUAAAUUGUGGAAGCUACCAAAAAAAAAAAAAAGUUAUACCCCCUCACCAGUCUUUGAAACUGUGAAGUUACAUACGCUAGGCAUUGCCGACAUCCUAUAUGCUGUAUGAUAGGCUAUCGUACAGAUUUAGUGCAGCACCAGCUACAGAACGUGAACU
Messenger RNA from Cariama cristata (Red-legged seriema), 1311 nucleotides. RefSeq names its product myostatin (gene MSTN). Lineage: Eukaryota; Metazoa; Chordata; Aves; Cariamiformes; Cariamidae. The transcript has 3 exons. Gene Ontology annotation, biological process: SMAD protein signal transduction. Gene Ontology annotation, molecular function: cytokine activity; growth factor activity. Bases 2 to 1129 code for a protein of 375 amino acids. The record is from RefSeq and is a predicted model, not a curated record. Gene Ontology annotation, cellular component: extracellular region.